This is a messenger RNA of Helianthus annuus (common sunflower), 1590 nucleotides long. RefSeq names its product E2F transcription factor-like E2FF. Gene Ontology annotation, molecular function: DNA-binding transcription factor activity, RNA polymerase II-specific; RNA polymerase II cis-regulatory region sequence-specific DNA binding. The transcript has 11 exons. The record is from RefSeq and is a predicted model, not a curated record. Gene Ontology annotation, cellular component: RNA polymerase II transcription regulator complex. Bases 222 to 1355 code for a protein of 377 amino acids. NCBI's taxonomy places the organism in Eukaryota, Viridiplantae, Streptophyta, Magnoliopsida, Asterales, Asteraceae. Gene Ontology annotation, biological process: regulation of transcription by RNA polymerase II.
UGAAGAAAAAGUUAUAACCAGGGGGUGGGGGGAAGCCGCGCAUCAUCCCGGAUUCAAAUUCCCGCGGCCUGUUUCAAAUCGCUCUUUUCCAAUCUCCUCCGCUUUCACCACCAACUCAAAUCCCCAAUUCAAACCCUAGAUCCCGCCAUCAAUCCCCCAAAUCAACCUUCAACCACCACCAAUUCCACAUCAAAUCGAGCUCACUUCCACCAAUUUCACCCAUGACGUCACUUCACGAUUCCGAAAACAGAAACCCUAACCUCUACAGCCGUAAAGAGAAAUCUCUCGGUGUCUUAUGCUCCAAUUUUUUGAGGCUGUAUAAUCGAGAAGGUGUCGAAUCGAUUGGACUCGAUAACGCGGCGAAUCAAUUAGGUGUUGAGAGGCGGCGGAUUUACGACAUUGUGAACAUAUUAGAAAGUGUUGGUGUUAUGACAAGGAGAGCAAAGAAUUCGUAUACUUGGAAGGGUUUUGGUGCGAUUCCUCAUGCGUUAGAAGAGCUUAGGAAACAGACAUCUAACGAGAACCAUAAAGUACCACAAAUGCGCAGCUUUGGAACUGUUGUAAGUGAGAACGAUUCUCGUGGGCCUUCUUAUUCAAACAACUCAUACACAGACAGGUAUACGAAAUCAUCUGGAUCUUCUAAAAGUGAAAAUAACAGGAAGGAAAAAUCACUUGGACUCCUGACACAGAAUUUCAUCAAGUUAUUCAUCUUAUCCAAUGCAGAUUUAAUCUCGUUGGACACUGCUGCAACAGCGUUGUUGGGCGAUGUACAUGAUCCAACAGCCAUGAGAACAAAAGUCAGGCGUUUGUAUGACAUUGCAAAUGUAUUUUCUUCCAUGAAUCUUCUUGAGAAGACGCGUCAUCCUGAAAGUGGGAAACCAUCGUUUAGAUGGUUGGGACUUAAAGGACACCCAAAUACUAAAUCCCGAACUUUAGAUACAAACAACUCAAAAAGAAGAGAUUUUGGAACAGAUAUUACGAACCGUGAUGAUUUAAAAAGAAACCGGAUAGAUUCUCUGUCUGAUUGGAGCUCAAAAGGUGUGACUGUUGCAAUGCAUGGGAAUUUUGAUAACGUGAAGAUCGAGUAUGAUGAGAAUGUAACAACGCAGAUGCAGCCUGCACGCAACUCAAAGGAGUUUGUUUUUGGCCCGUUCACACCUGCUAUUGUACAAAAAGUAGGAGUUUGUGGAAACAAAAAGUCAAAGCGGGCUCAGGACUGGGAGAACUUGGCGGAUACUUAUCGUCCUCAGUAUCGGAAUACAGCUUUAUGUGAACUUUUUGGACACUAUGUGGAGGCGUGGAAAUCAUGGCAUGUUGAAGCGGAUGAGAAGAAGCAGGUACAGCCAGUCCCGUGAAUCUUUAUCUGAUUUUUAAUGGUAGGCUAUUUGUUGUUGAAGAGAGAUGAGGACUAGUGACUGUGUGUGUGCAUAUGGCCUUAAUGCACUGAUUUUGGUACAUUUUUAGGAGGUUCUAGUUGCCAUAAUCAUUGGCAGAUGGCAGUGGUACUAAUGUGGUUAGAUUUUGUAAACCUGCUCAGUAGUUUGAGGUUUUUACAUGUGGUAAGAAGUUGUGACAUCACUAAUUUCUUUA